This is a messenger RNA of Dermatophagoides farinae (American house dust mite), 1554 nucleotides long. It is a transcript of the gene B52, whose product is annotated as serine and arginine rich splicing factor B52. Gene Ontology annotation, molecular function: mRNA binding. The record is from RefSeq and is a predicted model, not a curated record. Gene Ontology annotation, cellular component: cytoplasm; nucleus. NCBI's taxonomy places the organism in Eukaryota, Metazoa, Arthropoda, Arachnida, Sarcoptiformes, Pyroglyphidae.
UUCACUUGCAAGUGAGCAUUUGUUCGGUGUGCUUUCUACUAUUAUAUUCUCUCACUUUCACUCGAUUCUUAUUUUGAUCAAUUUUUUUUUCUAUUUGUGAUUUUUUGAUUUCGAAUUUUUUCGAUUUGACUUGCUUUUUCUUUUGGGACAAAAAUUACAGAUUAUUGAAAACGUAAGAAAUGACCGGUACUCGAGUCUAUGUUGGUCGUAUAUCUUAUGAUGUACGUGAACGUGACAUUGAAAAAUUUUUCAAAGGCUAUGGUCGUAUUCGUGAAAUUCUUUUGAAAGAUGGAUUUGCAUUUGUCGAAUUCGAUGACCAUCGUGAUGCAGAAGAUGCUGUUUAUGAAUUGAAUGGCAAAGAUAUGCUUGGUGAACGUGUUAAUGUUGAAUUUGCCCGUGGUAAUGGCCGCGGCCGUGGUGGAAGAUUCGGUGGUCGAUCUUUUUAUGGCAGCCGAUAUUCAUCCCGUAAUGGAUCAUCUUAUAAUGAAAAUCGCUAUGGACCACCACGAAAUACAGAAUAUCGCGUGAUUGUCGAAAAUCUUAGCAGCCGUGUAAGCUGGCAGGAUCUUAAAGAUUUUAUGCGACAAGCUGGUGAAGUAACUUAUGCUGAUGCCCAUAAACGAGAGAAGAAUAUGGGGAUUGUCGAUUUUGCUACCUAUUCGGAUAUGAAAACAGCUAUCGAAAAAUUGGAUGGACAAGAUUUGCAUGGACGACGUAUUCGUUUGCAUGAAGAUAAAUCACGUCGCCGUCGUUCACGUUCACGAUCACAUUCUCCACGACGUGGGCGUUCACGUAGUCGUUCGCGAUCACGAUCGCCACGAAGUCGAUCACGAUCCAAAUCAGAUUCUGAUCGUUCAAAAUCUCGAUCCAAAUCACCAGCAGUAAGAGGUGGCCGUUCAGGUGGCGAUGAUCGAGAUCGUUCAAAAUCAGUUGAUUCUCGACGAUCAGACUCCAGUAGAUCACGUUCAUGUUCACGAUCCAAAUCACCAGUUGGACGACGUUCUGAUGCAAAUGGCAGUGGUGGCAAAAAUGGAUCUGCUUCACGUUCGCGUUCACGAUCAGAAUCACCAGUCCGUGAUGGCGGUGAUCAUCGUUCCCCAGGAAGUCGAGAUGAUUCCCGUUCACGAUCACCAUCGGUUGAUGGUAAAGAUCAUUCGGACAAUAGCCGUAAUUCAAUGGAUGCUGAUUAGACUAACGCCUUGGCCCAUUUUGUUCAACAUCUUACAAAACAACAUGCCCAUUCACACACAUAAAUAUAUCAAUAAUAUUAUUCUUUUUUUUGAUAACCAAACCUAUUGCUAAUUUCUCUUAACCUACAAAUAAUGAGUAUUUGUAAGUAAAUUCCAAAUAUGACCACCAAUGGUCAUGGGCUCGGCUUUUUCAGACCAAAUGUUACGUAUUAAAUAAGGUAGAUUCAUCUAUUCAUCGAUUAUUAUAACAUUCAAUAAUUCAUAUCUUUCAAUACUGAAAAUUAUUGUUUCAUUUAUAUCAUUUUUUUCUCAUUGUUUGAUUGGUUUUUAUUUGCAUUAUUAGUAAACACACACACACACACAA